CUGCAACCUACAUCCGACUCAGGACUGGACAACGACCACUCUUUCACCAUCACAGCAGGCUGUCGUUUCUGGCGACCCUACUCGCAACAACUAGCACACUGCCCAGCUACAAGACUGGAAUACAUACGAGAUAUUUUGCUUUGGCUAAUAUUCCUUGAUCCGCCACAAUGGCUGCCGUCGAGGUUCACACACCUCAAACGCGUCAGCUCAAGCUGAAUCUCACCAGUGACCCAUCACUCAGCACACCGGCGCAAGCGCCGCCCAUGAUCGUCAUGAAUGGUGGAGAGGGCACGCUUGAUGAACCACUGUCUGCCCACUCAACAACUUGGACGACCCCAACCUCGCAUGCUCAGCAGCCUUCGUCAACCAUCCACGACGGCUUCUCCUUCUGCGAUGGCGAGCUGUACAGCACAAUUCCGUGUUGGGACUCGCCUUCGGCCCUCCAUGCACAAACGCCGAGUGAUACCAUGUCAAGGCCGACCUCGAUGCAUCAGGACUUGUACUCAAUGACGAGUGCCUACGAUCACAGCCACUGGAUGAUGAAGCCAUGCGAAGACAGCAUGGAGAUGCACAGCUUUGAGAACGAGCUCAACAUUGGCCAGGCUUACACAACCGACGAAGCAAUCCCGAUUCUCGACCUGAGAUACAACAGCGGCAACGCAGACCCCAACGCCCUCGCCUACGAGCCAGUCACCAAGCCUCGUCGCAUGUCUGGAUCGUCAUUCACCAUGUCGACAUCUGGUGCCAUGUCAGAGAUCACAUCGUACGAGGACUUCUCCGCAGCCAUGUCCGAAGCAACACCCUCGCUCGCGUCUGACUACCCUCCGCUAUCGAACCGCAACUCUCUCAUGUCGGCCACUCAGCUCUCGCCGGUUGCCUCGCCCCGCAUGACGCCCUACAGCCGUAACGAGCUCGUUCGCACUCACAGCCGAGGACGUGCCACUUCUCCAUCGCCCCGACCAACUGUUCGUUCGGCACCGUACAACCUGGACAGCACUGCCAGGAACAAGCGGUGGUCAACUGGCAACUACGGGACAAACGCAAGCCGCCGACCCCCACCGUUUGUCUACAACCAGUCCCAUGACAUGUUCGGCAACCGCAUGUCUUCGAACCACCAGUCUCCCACGAUCUCCAGCCAUCCCCUGCCGCUCAGCUACAGCAACCUGCAGGCAGUUCAACACAACCACCCUUGCUUGACAUCCAACGGUCCACCCCCGUCUUUCCGCAACAGCAUGAUUUUGCCAUCUCAGUUGCCUUCACAGCUCCCGUCACAGCCGUUCAAUGCGGAGGCGCUCCAGCACUUCGACACCCCCGCCCCAUUGCUGUCGACCCAUGGCCUCUUCCGUAUGCUGCAGAGCAACGCGGAUCCUCAUGCGCUCCACAGCCAUUACGCCGACCUGUCCGACCCACCGGACUUGUACGCCUGCCUCAAGGAGGAGCAGCUCGAUCCUCCGCCGGAGGACAUGAACCCGGAAGACCCAGACAUGAUCCCCCACGAGCAGGAGCUUCGCUUUGAAGGUGACCUGUAUACGCCGAAGUGGGUCCGCGGCCAUGGCAACAAGCGAGAAGGCUGGUGUGGUAUCUGCAAGCCUGGCCGAUGGCUUGUCCUCAAGAAUUCGGCGUACUGGUAUGACAAGAGCUUCAGCCACGGCAUCAGUGCUGCGACUGGCCAGCCCUUUCAGGAGCCACAAGAGAAGAGGCGUAUGGACGGCAACCCUGACGUCUGGGAAGGUCUCUGUGGCAGCUGUAAUGAAUGGAUCGCCUUGGUCAGCAGCAAGAAGAAGGGCACGACCUGGUUCAGGCACGCUUACAAGUGUCACGCCCAUCCUAAGGCAAAGGACGGCCCGAAACGGCGUCGUGAGGCGAACCCUAGCACACCGACAAGAUCAAAGCCCGAUGCUAGCCCUCUGACGCCGACUGAGCCUGUCCACCUGCCAAUGUCGAAUGGGAUGGUCAUGAUGCCGACAUCCAUGCCUGCCAUGAACUCAAUGCCUCCACACUUACUGCACGCUCAGUAUGUGCAACCGAACAGCCCGUAUUCGCCGCUGGACGGAAUGCAUAACAUGAUCUAAUACGGCGGCGUUGCCACGGCACGCAUCCGUCGUCUCCUAUCCUCGAAUGAGUUAUGAGUCAACGACCAAUGGGUAUAGAAAGGUUUUCAG
Molecule: messenger RNA, 2162 nt
Organism: Microdochium trichocladiopsis
Lineage: Eukaryota; Fungi; Ascomycota; Sordariomycetes; Xylariales; Microdochiaceae
Exons: 5
Coding region: 168-2072 (634 amino acids)
Source: RefSeq, a predicted model, not a curated record